UUCCUCAUUUCACAUCCCUCAAAACCAUUUCGAAAUCAAAUCUAGUUUGAGAGAGAGACACACAGACGACACCAAGCUUCUUUCAAUCUCCUCGCCGCAGAUCAAACUCUCCUAUUCCUCGGAUAAACCUCUCCUUCUGCGGCGGCGAUAUAAAAAGAACAAAACCUCCCAAACAACAAGAAAAGUUUCAACCUUUUAUUGUCUGUUCCAUCUCUCUCUCUUUCACAUAUUUCGAUAAACAUGGCUCGUUCCCUCUCUAGCGUUAAGUUCGUAUCCGCUUUCGUCUCUCAAGAACUCUCCAAUGCAAUCUUCCGACGUGGUUUUGCUGCCACGACGGCGCAACCGAGCGGUGGAAAAGGUGGAGCCGUUGUUUCGGCGGUGAUGAAGAAGGGAAUGGAAGAAUCGAACCAGAAGCUUUCUGCUUGGAUUCCAGACCCCAAAACCGGCUAUUACAGACCGGAAACCGGUUCCAACGAGAUUGAUCCAGCUGAGCUACGAGCAGCUCUCUUGAACAAAAAGCAGUGAUUGAUUAAUUGAGUAAAGAAGUCUGCUUCUUCUUUUUUUUUGAUUAAUUAUUGUAAUGUUAAUUUAAUGUCUUGAGACGAGAUCAGGGGAAGAGGGUUAUGAUCUUGUGCGGUGAACCCUGUUUUACGUGCGAUUCUGUAAUAAACCAAUAGAGAAACCUUCUUGGUUGCUCUAUUUUGUAACAAAAAGGAUCGUUGGAUAUGAUGUAUAAUGUAUUAUCCAUUAAUAUAGUUUUCUAAAAUCACUUA
Messenger RNA from Brassica napus (rape), 773 nucleotides. RefSeq names its product protein SENESCENCE-ASSOCIATED GENE 21, mitochondrial-like. NCBI's taxonomy places the organism in Eukaryota, Viridiplantae, Streptophyta, Magnoliopsida, Brassicales, Brassicaceae. Bases 241 to 525 code for a protein of 94 amino acids. Gene Ontology annotation, cellular component: mitochondrion. The transcript is spliced from 2 exons. The record is from RefSeq and is a predicted model, not a curated record. Gene Ontology annotation, biological process: response to stress.